CUUGCCAAAUACGUUCGAUUUGACUUUGACUUUGCCUUAAAAAAUCGCGUAUUCGUGCCGCGUAUUCUCAUUUCGCCAUCUUUACCUUUCAAAUUCAUCGCUGACACAAGAUUUAUGAAAUGCCAAUCUUGCGAUACGCAGAGACGCGUUCAAAACAUGCGUAACAUAGCAGAAGGAAACAUGAUCUGUUGUUUUGCAGGGAUGUCCCAAAGUCUAGGGCGUGCUGGGGGUGUGUCAAAAUCCUAGGCUCUGAUUGGAGGAGAUCAUAGCAUAGGUUCAAUGUCAAAAUGGCAGGGAAUUUCCAAUGUUAUUCCCCGGAAAAAUUGUAACAUUGCUUUUACAUAGCUGGAAAUAAUAUAUAGAGCGUUCUAUAGCGAAACAACAUCAUCUCGAGGUGUCCAGAAGUAUAAAAUGUAGUAGCCCGUGCAUUACACCUAUAAACCGCUAGGUGGUGCUGCUAGAUUGGCAAAAUAAACUAAGCCAUCUGGUGACCUUUGACACCAUCGUACGAUGCUCGCGCCAUAAUUUGCUUGGCUGUGGCAACUCUUCUUUGGCGGCGAACUUUGAUCAUCGCUUCUCGCAGACUCUUUUCGUGGGUUGUACGUUCUCAAUGGCGGCUCCAAAUGGAAAGGUUGCUGUGAUCACGGGAGGGAAUGCUGGGAUAGGCCUGACCCUCGCAGAGAGGUUGCUGACCCUUGACCCGACCUUGACCCUAUGCCUGGCCUGUAGGAACAUGAUGAAGGCAGAAGCAGCGAGACAAGCCCUUCUGACCUCUCACCCCGGGUCACGUGUGGAGUGCGUUCGGCUCGACACCAGCGACGUCCAGUCAGUGUACACCGCGGCACAGAAAAUCCGGGAGGAGUACCCAAGGGUCAACUACCUCUACCUUAAUGCUGGUACGAUGGGGAAGGUGUCAGUAGAUGCAGCGGCCAUCUUGAAAGCGUUGGUGUCACCGCGAGCGCCUGAAAUCUUCCGCACCGGAGAGAAGCUCCUCUCGCAGAAGGACGAGACAACGAAGGACGGACUGCAGGAAAUCUUUGCCACAAACGUCUUCGGACACUUCGUGCUGAUCAGGGAGCUGGAAGACGUCUUGUGCCAGGCUGACCACACCUCUCAGGUCAUCUGGACGUCCUCCCAGAACGCCACCAGGAAGGCGUUUGACCUUGAGGACUUCCAGCACAGUCAAGGUCACGAGGGUUACAGCUCCUCCAAGUACGUGACGGACGUGCUCAGCGCGGCGUUGAACGAGCGAUACCGCGGCCGCGGGCUGUUCUCCCACACCGCGUGCCCCGGGCUCGUUGUGACGAACCUUACCAAGGGCAUCCUGCCCUUCUGGCUGUGGUGGCUCAUGCUGCCCCUGCUGUGGCUCAUGCGGGCGCUGGUACCGAGCAUGACCAUCAGUCCGCACAAUGGUACAGAGGUGCUGGUGUGGCUGUCCCAACAGGUGCCCUCCAGUCUGGACCCCCUGUGUAAGUACACCAGCAGGUGUAAGGUGUGGGGGACGGCCUACGUGGACAGGGAGAAACUGGACAUCGACCUGCCAACAGCCGAGCAGUUCUACCAGAAACUCCUGCAGCUAGAAAACCACUUCAGGGAGAAGUACAGGGAGGUCAGGUCAAAGAUCAGGGGUCAAUGACAGUACAACUAGGUCAGAGGUCAUAUAGGCAUCUCCGAAGUAUAUUUUUACCUUUGGUUGAACCGUGUCCUAUCAUGAACGUAACAUUCUACAGACUACUGCAAAGUACUGCACAAGAAAAGAGAUCAGGACAAAGGACAAGACUUUCAGUUCUGAACAUCCAUAAGUUACAGUGGACCCAUUAGAUGAGUGACGUUUGAUAUUAAACUUCAAAUAAUAGGUUUGAUGAGUAAAUGAACAGUCUGAGAAUCUGCAAUUAGACUAAAAAAUUAGAUUGUUCUUAUUGAAAGUCUGAAACAACUAAACUACACGGAACAGUAAAAGGCGUUCAAAGUAUGGCCAAAAGUCAGUUCCCAAAGGAAUUUUAUUUUGUAUCUAACACAAUACAGUGUGUUAUACCACUGAAGUGCCACCAUAAUUCUUCUGUCACGUAGUGCAAUUCCCAGAUCGUUCCAUUUUCUGAACAUCGCAGGAGUCAUCAAUAAAUUCAGUAAAAUGUACCGCCAAUCACACAGUUUUAAAUUAGUGUUUGUGAAUUGAAAGAAAUACUUAAUAUUGUACUUUGCUUUUACAAUGGACUUAAACUUUGUUUAUAACA
Messenger RNA from Branchiostoma belcheri (Belcher's lancelet), 2234 nucleotides. RefSeq names its product 3-keto-steroid reductase-like. NCBI's taxonomy places the organism in Eukaryota, Metazoa, Chordata, Leptocardii, Amphioxiformes, Branchiostomatidae. Gene Ontology annotation, biological process: cholesterol biosynthetic process. The record is from RefSeq and is a predicted model, not a curated record. Gene Ontology annotation, cellular component: endoplasmic reticulum membrane. The coding region runs from base 611 to 1636 and encodes 341 amino acids. The transcript has 6 exons. Gene Ontology annotation, molecular function: 3-beta-hydroxysteroid 3-dehydrogenase (NADP+) activity.